Molecule: messenger RNA, 1242 nt
Organism: Tremella mesenterica DSM 1558
Lineage: Eukaryota; Fungi; Basidiomycota; Tremellomycetes; Tremellales; Tremellaceae
Exons: 2
Coding region: 1-1242 (413 amino acids)
Source: RefSeq, a predicted model, not a curated record
AUGCAAUCCCCAACGCUGCCCGAUUCCAGCUUGGUCAACAAAGCUCCCUCCUCAAUCAACUUAUCCCCCACCAUCCCGAAACUUCCCAAGCAGAAAAACAGUGUCCAAAGCAUACCUAGCUCGCUUGGUGCUCAACAACUCAUCGAGAGAGAGAGGAUGGAAACUCUUGGAUUCAUUCAUGUCAAGACGUCCACCAACAAAACCAAGAAAAUGCAAUUAUUCCAACAUUCGGAUAUCCGAUUCGAUUGUAAUACAUGUACUCGUGCUGGUCGUAGAUGUCAAUUCCGAGUUUUUCAACCAGCAGAAGAAACUUUUCCACCACAAAUUGCUUUAGAUCAGGAAAGACUUUGUGGUCCUUAUCUACCCAAAGGUUGUGAUCAUUGUGGUGGAUCCAAUAUCAAUUGUACAAGACGCGCCUCAGCAAUAGGACUUCUCAUUUACGCCUAUGAUGGUAGUUUAGUUUUCAAAGACAAAGAGGGAAAAGAGAUAUCAUGGGAGAUAGUGACAGAUCAAAUGAUCCAAGCUCGUCAAGCUCGAAUUACCGCUCAACGUAAAAAGACACUACUCUUGAAGGUCAAGCCCCCUUUACCGAGAGUAGUUGUCAAAACAUCAGGAAAGAAGAGGGUUCGUACGAAUGAUUUAUCAUCUCUAUCUCUACGCUCUGGAGAGAAAUCUCUUACUCGGAAGAAGGCCGGACAUGGCUCGAGCGAUAUUGCAGUUGAAAGUAUGGUAACGGAUAAGAGAGGAUCGUUUAACGAUGGAUUUUCUUCAAAUUGGAACCACCAACAUCCUUACCCUACCCACUUGAAUAGAUCAAUUUCGCUUUCCCUAUCACCUCUCUCUUCAAGAUCAACAUCCCCUCAACCGAUAGAGACCACUGAUAUUUCAUCAUUCAACCCUGCAAGGAACGACGUUUUACAACCUUUAUCGAAUGCGAGCUUCCCUCCCGCCGGACCAUGUAACAUGCGUAUGGACACAAGUAUCGAUGAAUCUGUCGAAAAUCAUCGUCGUGCCUUACAACAUUAUUCACAAGCUUUCACCGGAUCAGUCAAUCAAGUUCUUUUCGAACUCACCCAAGCUCGACUCGGUCAAGCUUAUGCAGAACGACAAAAUCACCAGCUCAAAAUCCGAUGUGAUGAUUUAGAGAAAGAACGUCAACGACUUGAGGGGGAAUAUGAACGACUUAAUGAAGAAAAUUACAGAUUACGUCAAACAAGCAUGGAAGGGAUUGUCGAUUUAUAG